AUGAUAUUGCGGCGUGAUGGUGUUACUGUGGCUAGGCAAUUGCCUUUCUCCAUUGCCACGAAGGCUCCCCCAGUAUGCCCAAUGUGGCUGCUGGUUUUGGGUCUAAGAGGUUCUCCUUUGCCGCGAUGGAUAACGACGUGGAUGGCACUUACACGACCCGUUAUCCUGCGUUGGCCUUUUGCACCGUUCUGUGCCGCCUUCUUCCAUCACCUUCCACUUUCCUACCUUCUUGCUCACAGUAGUCGAGAGACCAUGGGCACAAGUCUAUCUCCCUUCCUUCUCUUACGAAAGCACUGA
This is a messenger RNA of Cantharellus anzutake, 297 nucleotides long. RefSeq lists its product as uncharacterized. The record is from RefSeq and is a predicted model, not a curated record. The transcript is spliced from 2 exons. The coding region runs from base 1 to 297 and encodes 98 amino acids. Lineage: Eukaryota; Fungi; Basidiomycota; Agaricomycetes; Cantharellales; Hydnaceae.